AUGGUAUUUUUCAAAACGACCGCGCUUCUCACGGCCCUGCCCUUUGUGGCAGCCUAUCCAUGGGCCAUGGAGUUGAACGAACAACUCCAAAAGCGCGAAGAACCUCCAUCACGCGACCCCGUCUUCCUAUCCGGCCGCCCAAACACUGGAAAUCCGUCCGUAGGAUUUGAUGUUAGAGCACAGUUUGUGAACGUUACAAGAGGCAGUGGUCGCGAGUUUGUAGCGCCCACGUCAGGCGAUCUUCGAGGUCAAUGUCCUGGGCUCAAUGCUGCUGCCAACCAUGGUUUCAUUCCUCAUAGCGGUAUCCUAUCGACUGCGCAGACCGUGAAAGGUCUCGGCGAUGCGUACAACAUGUCACCCGAUCUGGCGACCGUCCUCGCCGUGAUUGCUACAGCAUUGAGUGGUGACCCUAUUGGUGGCACAUGGUCCAUUGGUGGAGCGUACUCUCCAACUGUACCGAUCUUUCCUGCUGGCGGUAUUGUCAGCACGCACAACAAAUAUGAAAACGACGCGUCGAUCGUUAGAGGCGACGCUUAUCUCAAUGGUGGCAACGUUGGUGUCUUCCAAAUGCGUUCAUGGGAGCAUCUGUACCAACUAGCCGAAGAGUACACACUGGACGACAUUGCUAAGCAGUCCGACUACGUGACUCGAUGGAGUGUGCUCAACAACCCAUACUACUUUUCUGGGCCAUUCUCCGGCCUUGUCGCGCCUGCUGCGCACGACUUUGUCAUUAACUUCAUGUCCAAUCACAGCGCAGAGAAGCCUGGUGGUACCUUGACGCGUGAGACCCUCAAAUCGUUCUUCGCAGUCACUGGAGAUGCGCCUGGCAGUUUCGUCCAUAACCGAGGACAGGAACGUAUUCCUGACAACUGGUACAAGAGACCAGCGGCCAACGCAUACAACCUUGUCAACGUUCUUCAAGAUCUUUUGGUCAAUAAUGCUAUGUAUCCAGGCAGCAUUCGCAUCGGCGGUAACACCGGUACCGUCAACUCGUUUGCCGGUGUAGAUCUUGGCGAUCUCACAGGCGGUGCGUUCAAUCUUGCGACUCUUGGUCAAGGUAACAAUGGCGCAUGCUUCCUGCUCCAAGCCAGUCUCGCAGGCCUCCCAUCCGCAACUCUCCCUCUGUUGGGCACUGUCGGCUCGAUUCUCAACUGGGCAACGCAACAGCUCGGGCCCAUUAGCUCUUCUCUCGGUUGCCCACAGCUGGCCACUUUCGAUGACACACUCUUCAACCAAUUUCCUGGUGCAUCGUAG
Molecule: messenger RNA, 1254 nt
Organism: Dothidotthia symphoricarpi CBS 119687
Lineage: Eukaryota; Fungi; Ascomycota; Dothideomycetes; Pleosporales; Dothidotthiaceae
Product: Cloroperoxidase
Exons: 6
Coding region: 1-1254 (417 amino acids)
Molecular function (GO): peroxidase activity
Source: RefSeq, a predicted model, not a curated record